Molecule: messenger RNA, 304 nt
Organism: Neogale vison (American mink)
Lineage: Eukaryota; Metazoa; Chordata; Mammalia; Carnivora; Mustelidae
Product: cytochrome c oxidase assembly protein COX20, mitochondrial-like
Exons: 2
Biological process (GO): mitochondrial respiratory chain complex IV assembly
Cellular component (GO): mitochondrion; mitochondrial inner membrane
Source: RefSeq, a predicted model, not a curated record
CCUAAAUUUCAGAAUAAAUACAUUAUUUCCUGGGGGAAGUAGUUGUAUUACUCUGUUGAAUUAGCCUGGGCUGGAGCCCAUGGCUGCCAUACCGGAGCCUGGUAGAAUGAGACGUUCUUUCUAUGUUGGAGUAGGGGGAUUUAUGUUCGUGACUUGAGAAUGCUAGUCCCAUCGUAGGUAUACUUAUGCAAAGCUAAGAAUCCUGGAAAGAAUUGCCAGAAUAGGAAUUAAAAACAAGAUUUUAUAUGAAAGUACCCAACUUGAUCCGGAAAGAAAACAAACCUAUGGCAAUAGCACAAGUUGA